AUGCGCCGCUCCUCGAGGGAGUCCACCAUCCCUUCGGCAGAGAGACACUCGCGCCGCUCGGCAGCCUCCUCUCCGCUCGUCGUAGACCUCGACGACGACGAGCAGUGCCAGUUCGUCGCGCGUUCAGACCCCCCGCGCCCUAUUACACGCUUCCCCGGCUUUCGCAAGGGCAACAUCGUCAAGAUUCAGAUGAAGAACUUUCUCACCUUUACCAAUACCGCCAUUCAUCCCGGGCCUUGUAUGAAUGUCAUUCUCGGUCCGAACGGCACAGGGAAGUCCACCGUUGUCAAUGCUGUUUGUAUUGCGUUUGCUGGCAAUCCGAAGUUGCUGGGUCGCAGCCCGGAUCUCGGUGCCUUCGUUAAGCACGGCGAGGACCGCGCCACGGUCGAGGCUAUAUUGUAUGAUCCGGACCUCCCUCACGGCACCCGCACUGUGACGAGGUCGUUUGACACAGACGGCAAGAGCUACUUUGAAAUUGAUGGCGAACGCGCCAGACAAUCUGAUGUUAUCUCUAAAGUCAAUCGAGUCUACGAUAUCCAACUUGACAAUCUCAGUCAAUUCAUGCCGCAGGAAAAAAUCGCUGACUUUGUCAACCACAAACCGGAGGAACUCCUUGCCAUUGCUGUCCGUUCCUUGGGAGGUACCGAAAAAGAAAGAGAGUUUGAAGACUUGACAUCCCUGGAUAGGACUGUCAGUAACUUUGCCCAAGAGUUAAACCAGAAGGAGGCCAAGCUUUCAGAAAUGCUCGAACAGCAAGCCGCCGAAGAAGCAGAGGUACAAGCAUACCGUCAACAAAAACAAGCUCAAAGACGCUUGAAGCUUUACAAAAAGUAUUUGCCAUAUCUUGAAAGCAAGCAGCUGAAGUUUGCCUUUGUUCAUAUGCUUUCAAUCCGCAAGCAGGCUGAAGAGGAGGCUGCUGUUUUACAUCAGGAAUACCAACGCAUUCAAGCUGGGGCCUUGAACGGUUUGCAGCAAGAAGUCGAUGCUGCGAGAGAAACAUUUCUUGCUACCAAAGAGGCCUCGAAAGUUCUUAGCAAUCGCGCAUCCGCUCUGAUUGGCGAAGUAGAUAGGAUAUCUGUUGUUCUCUCUGAGAAAUCCAAGGCCGUGGAAGACCUUGAGGGGAGGCACGAGAGGCACCAAAAGAGAAUUGGUGACACAAAAGUUCGCCUCGCCCAGGAAUUACAACAAGCCCAAGAACAAGAUGGCCCUGUAUCAGAGCACACAAUAGAAGAAGAAAGUGCGAGGCUGAGAGCCCAGAAAGACAGAAUACGAAACGACUAUUCUGCUGAAAACGCACGGAAGGGCCCCAUUGACCAACGGCGACAAACCUCUGCACGCAAGAUUAAGCAUUACAAUCACCGACUCUCCCAGUUGGGGGAUGUUAGACAAGAGAGAAUUCGCGCAUUGAGUAGAGCUCGAAAUGCGCCCAGGCAUCUUGGGGAUUGUGACAUGCUCGUGCGAGAUAUGAAGGCCAGUGGAGCUUUCCGUGGACACGUCUUUGGCCCUGUGGCGGCAGAGAUUGAAGCAGACAAUCCAUACCAUGCGAGGAUCAUGGCUGCGUGUGUCAGCGGCUUUAUUAUGACAGCCUUUGUGACGGAGACUGCUCGGGAUUCUAGGUUACUCAUGAGUGAAUGCAGGAAGCGAUUCUCCGGAUGGUCCCCAGAUAUUAUUUCCGCCCCCACCACAUCUAACGAUGAGCCUGACGACUACGCCAUUCGAUCACAGGUUCCUGCCAGGCCAGUUGACGACAAGUUGCGGAGACUUGGUAUCGUUUCUGUUGUGAGUGACAUCUUUCAGUGUCCUCCUGUGGUUCGCGCUGCUCUCAAUGCGCAAGUUGGGUUGCACAACAUUCAUGUGGGGUCUGAGCAAUGCGACACAUUCAGAGAUGAGCUCCGUCGAGAAGAUGGUGUGCAAGCCUGGUUUUCACCUACUUCGCGUUGCCAAGUUUUGCGCUCACGGUUUGAUGCAUCGGUGCGCAAUUUGAGCGUAGAAACUAGCUUCGCCACCCGCAGAGGUUCCUUGUUUGAGGGGAGCAUGAAUGAAACCGUGCAAGAGAAAAACAGACUAGGAAACAUGAUCCGGGAAGAGGAAGAUCUUCUUCGCCACGCAGGUCAGCAAAUGCAAGACGUAGAGGGGAGACUAGAAAAUCUCUCUGCAAACUUGCGUGAGAUUAAUGGGAAAUUGCAAGAAGCUCACCAACGACGGCAGGCUCGAAGGCAAAGAGCGCAAAAAAUUGAGAAGAUCAAGAGUGAUUUGCAAAGUUAUGUUAGAGAGGCCGCUUCGCAAAAUGUGGAGAAGGAAAAGGUAGAGCUGGGGAAAGAGAUUCAAAGACUUCAAGAUGAUUCCAACGCAAAGAUACCGUCCGCAGUUGUGAAGCUCAAGAAACUGCGAGACACCGUGGGAAGACUAGACGAACAGCUGGCGAAGCGCUUGGAUGCAGAACGCCGUUUAGAAGCAGAACAGGCAAGUCACUCUGCCUUCCAAGCGCAAAUAAACGAAAAGCGGCGAGAAGUUGAACAAGCCAAGAAGGCAUCGAAAGAGGCAAGAGGUAGAUGGAAAGCGAAACUGGCUGAAGCAAAAGAAGUGCUGCCACAGCAGCAAAUUGACGCAAAUCCAGAAUUUUUUGACGUUAUUGCAGAAAAAGAUGUGGAGUGGCUCACGCAGGAAAUUGCACGACAAGAAGGGGAAGUUGAAGGCCUCGGAAGUGGAGGGAGGCAGGCGGUCUUGGUGUAUGAGCAUCGGCAACAUAAAAUUGACAAAUUGCAAAAUGAUGUCGAUGCUGAUCGGGCUACUAACAAGGGCAAGAUGGAGGGCUUGAAAAAGAGGAAGUUGGCAUUUUUGGACUGGCUCCAAGCGGGGAUCAAUAAGAUGAGAGCUAAGUUUUCUAACCUAUAUAGGCGAUUAGGUUGUGCCGGUGACCUCGAACUUGCCAACAAGGACUCUGAGCGUAUUGGAGACUUAGAGUUGCAAAUCUUGGUUUCGUAUCGUGAUGAUGCAGAACUUCGGCCCAUAAGUUUUUCCGGUAACAGCGGCGGGGAAAAGAUGUGCUGCACUAUGCUCUUCUGCUUUUCACUGCUUCUAGAAGAAGAGAGGAUACCACCGUUUGUAUUCGUGGAUGAGUUGAACCAGGGCCUUGAUCCAUCGAACGAAAUGAAGAUCAUGACCAUGAUGUUUGAAGAUGCGCGUAGUGCGACCGCACCACAAAGCUUUGUCAUCACGCCUAAGCUUUUGCUGGAUCUUCCGUUUCACGAACAGACGAAGACACACAUUAUUUUUAACGGCUCGGUAACUGGAAAAUUAGAUGUAACUGCGGCUACAGGUGUGUGAGGGCUUCAAAGAUGAAGGGAUUUUGUGUUCAACUUAUUUGCAAGUACUAGAAAUCGUUGACUUCAAGUAGCUGGUCAUCUUUACUCUGCGAGCCUUCCAGACCUCAGGGAGGUGCAUCAACCUUUAUUAAGCUCCAUGUUUUCAACAUGUUUGCACCAACAAUCUGUAAAGUACGGGGCAAUGUUGUCCUGGUUCAGAUGAAAA
Messenger RNA from Chondrus crispus (carragheen), 3531 nucleotides. RefSeq lists its product as hypothetical. Lineage: Eukaryota; Rhodophyta; Florideophyceae; Gigartinales; Gigartinaceae. The coding region runs from base 1 to 3327 and encodes 1108 amino acids. The record is from RefSeq and is a predicted model, not a curated record. Gene Ontology annotation, molecular function: ATP hydrolysis activity; ATP binding. The transcript has 2 exons. Gene Ontology annotation, cellular component: Smc5-Smc6 complex. Gene Ontology annotation, biological process: double-strand break repair via homologous recombination.